Molecule: messenger RNA, 1397 nt
Organism: Caenorhabditis sp. 36 PRJEB53466
Lineage: Eukaryota; Metazoa; Nematoda; Chromadorea; Rhabditida; Rhabditidae
Source: the annotation of a GenBank genome assembly
AUGAACGUCACAGUGUACGUCGUCUCCGUCAUCGGUCUAAUUUCAUCACUAUUCACAACUGCCAUCAAUAUUCUACUCGUUUAUCGAAACAUGUAAGUAUUAUCGGACAAUGCAUUCUGUGCACAAUCUCUGCUUUCAGAAGAAACCGAAAAAAGGCAAAUUCCGACAUGACGCUCUUCUUCUACCGAUUCAUUCUUGACGUGUUGAUGGGCUCCACGUGUAUGGCCAACAAUUUCAAACCCAAAAACAGUUUGAUUUCAGUAGGAAUCUACCUGAGCCUCACCGUUUCCUACCUGAUCUUCCCCUCCUCACUGGCCAUCAUCCGAGAUUACGUGGGUCUCCUUGGACUGCCGGGCUCGAACGCCGCCGCCGCCAGAGCUCUCAUCGUUCUGUUCAUCAACGUGGAACGCUGUCUGGUGGGUUCUCGGGUUUUAGGCGUCUUUUGCGUUAGGAAAACCGACGUUUGUUUUGCGAUUCUCCACGGCUUGGACUUUUGGACUAUUUGCAAUGUUCCAGUUGGACCCAAAACUCUGCACACUUCUUAGAUCUGGAUUUGUCUCGCUCGUUGCUGUAUGAUUGCGCAAAAAUGUUGCAUUUGUACUGUGCGAAGGACAUCAAAGUUUACGAUAUUUCUCAAAAACCAUCACUGUACCUCUAGGUCAGAUAAUCCGAUCGGCCUGAAAUUUGGUAGCCACAUACUUUAAUCCAAAUCGAAGAAGCCUGCAAAGUUUGGUUCCUAUCGGAAUAUGGUCCACUUCCAGGCCGUCUACUUUCCAAUGUUCUACCACAAACUCCGACGAGAUCUGGUGCGGACUGCAGUUCUCGCAACUUCUCUGUCGUUCGGCCUUUUCGAAGACGUCGUGCUCUUUGUGCUCUGCGACUUCCCCUCUUUCAUCGCUCCGCCCGAAUGCCUCGCUUUGGGAUGUGCGUUCAGCGCGUGCUUUCACCAAUUCUGGAUCUAUAGCAAGAAUGUGAUAUUCUUAAUCACGUUUGUGUUCUCCGUCGGACUCUGCGCACGGCUGCUCUAUUGGAAAUAUUGGGGCAGCACGAACGUGAUGCACAAUAUCUCCAGGGUUUGUUCGUGUGAUCCGAGUCGGAGCCUUUUAAAAGACAUUUCAGAUCAACUACCUGGCCGUCAUCGACGCCUCCACUGUACUCAUCUUCGACUUUACGCCCUCAUUCCUCGCCAACAUAUUCCCUGAUUCCAAAUUGUUCUCUUUCGAGGUACGUACAGACUUAUAGGUAUACAUGAGGACGAAAAGUUUCAGCACGUCGGUCCCUACAGCGCCGUCUGCAAACUAUUCGGAUCGACUGUCGACGCCGUUCUCGCUUACCAUCUCAUCAUAAAAAAUGCAGCUUCAACGGAUCACAGCCAUACAUGGAGAACUGCCAAAUGA